GCCGCCGCCGGCGCCGACCGAGCCGAGCCGCGCCAUCGACCUGUCGGUAGGCGCGCACCCCAUCAGCUGCUUCCCGUCGCUGGCGCCGCCGGCGCACGCGCGCCACUCGGUCAUCACGCACACGCCGACCGUACCGAAGAAGCGGCCCUUCUACCGCCGCGACCUGGUCAGUGCGCGUGUCCACAUCGACUCGCCGCCGCCGAAGAAGAGGCCGAUGAACCUCCGCGUGCCGCGCAAUGGCCUGGCGCCGAUGCAGACGCCACUAGGGUCGGGCAACAAUCCGCUCUCACCGACGCCCGGGUCGCCCUAUCGCUCCGGCGGCGGCGGGGGAGGGGGCGGGGGCGGCGGCGGCGGCGGCGGCGGUCCAGGCGAGCAGGGCUCGCCGGGUAACAACAUGAACAAUCGCAACUCCAACGGCAGCGGUAUGCACUUCAACACGGGCGGCGGCGGCUUCAAUGUGGGCCUGCUAGGCUGCAAGACGGAGCAACCGGAUGACACGUACGAGAGCGGCCGCCACUCACCGAAGCAGUACCAGACGCUGCAGUCGGCCGACAUGGACACCUACCUAGGUGGCUACAUCGACCUACAGGUGGAAGGGUGCAAGCCGCCGCCGCAGCCGCCGCCAGCGCAGUCGUGGAGCGUGCACUCAACCAGCGGGCCGCUGCCGCGCCACGCGCCGCUACCGUUCGGCUUCGGCGGCACCGAGCCGUUCAACUUCGCCGACCCGUACGAGCUGGACAUCGAGCUGUUCGCCGACACGAAGCCGACGGUAAGCGCCGGCGGCGGCCUGCUCACCGACAGCCACGACCUGUUCGGGCUGGAGCAGCUGCUGCAGCCGACGGGCACGGCGGCCGCCGGCGGCCCGCAGGCGGAGCUCUCGCACCAGACGGUCGUCGACGCGCUCGGCGAGGCGACUGCGCUGCCGGCGCUCUCCGAGCCGGUCGUGUCGUCCUGCCUGGCCGACGCCGUGUACGACGGCAAGUUCCUGGUGACGGGGCCGCACGGCGGCGCGGCGCCGCCGCAGCCGCAGCUGGCCGUGCAGCCGGCGCAGCAGCCCGAGUCGUCGACUGCGCAGCUGUCGCCCGCCUCGCCGGCGACGCACGGCGGCCGGUGCUCGCCCACCUCGCCCGGGUCGUCCAGCGGCGACCAGAUGGCCGAGGGCAUGCCUGCGCUCGACAUCCGCGUCAGCAUACUGCAGCAGCGGAUGGGACUGCCAGAUUCGCAUAGCUUCGAGUUCGUGAACGGCGGACACGGCAUCAAGAACCCGCUGAUCAACGAGCGAGACCUGGAAGUGGAGAAGCUGCCACCUAUCAUUGUCGAGGACGACCCCAAGACCUACAUGUGCCGCCUCUGCUCCAAGAAGUUCACUCUGCAGCGGCUGCUGAACCGGCACAUGAAGUGCCACUCGGACGUCAAGCGCUACCUCUGCACCUUCUGCGGCAAGGGCUUCAACGACACCUUCGACCUGAAGAGGCACACUCGCACCCACACCGGUGUACGGCCCUACCGGUGCGUCAUGUGCGAGAAGUCGUUCACGCAGCGCUGCUCGCUCGAGUCGCACUGCCUGAAGGUGCACGGCGUACAGCACCAGUACAACUACAAGGAGCGGCGCAACAAAGUCUACGUGUGCGAGGAGUGCGGCAACACCACCAUCGAGCCUGAGGCGCACUACUUCCACCUCAAGGACAACCACCCCAACAGCCCUGCGCUGCUCAAGUUCUACGACAAGCGGCACUUUAAGUUCCACAGCAAUUUCGCCUCGAUGCUGCUGCAAGCGCGAUCGUAAC
This is a messenger RNA of Pollicipes pollicipes, 1787 nucleotides long. Its product is annotated as PR domain zinc finger protein 1-like. Gene Ontology annotation, biological process: epidermal cell differentiation; regulation of transcription by RNA polymerase II. The record is from RefSeq and is a predicted model, not a curated record. NCBI's taxonomy places the organism in Eukaryota, Metazoa, Arthropoda, Thecostraca, Pollicipedomorpha, Pollicipedidae. Gene Ontology annotation, molecular function: RNA polymerase II cis-regulatory region sequence-specific DNA binding; DNA-binding transcription factor activity, RNA polymerase II-specific. Gene Ontology annotation, cellular component: nucleus. The transcript is spliced from 4 exons. The coding region runs from base 215 to 1786 and encodes 523 amino acids.